Messenger RNA from Daldinia loculata, 1432 nucleotides. RefSeq lists its product as uncharacterized. The record is from RefSeq and is a predicted model, not a curated record. The transcript has a single exon. NCBI's taxonomy places the organism in Eukaryota, Fungi, Ascomycota, Sordariomycetes, Xylariales, Hypoxylaceae. Gene Ontology annotation, cellular component: nucleolus. Gene Ontology annotation, molecular function: protein kinase inhibitor activity; double-stranded RNA binding; protein kinase binding. Gene Ontology annotation, biological process: negative regulation of protein kinase activity. Bases 518 to 1189 code for a protein of 223 amino acids.
UUUGAGGUUUGCUGGUGCCGGGCUGGCGUGGUAUUACCAUCCAAGUAAUAGUUCCACUCUUUUUUUAAUCUUUGCCGUGUAAUCCGUAGCCUCAUCGGCAUCUUCCAUCAUAGGGUAAGCAUCAUUAAAAUCACCUGUCAUAAUUUCAGCCUCGUGGUAAAACACGCUAUCACAGCCGUUUUUCAUAUCAAUCAACUACAUCGGUGCCAUUCCUUCUCGAUCUAAUCUGCCUCUUACACACUUGCCGACGCACCUAAGAUCUCCUAUUCCUUAUCAUUACUAGAAAAGGCGUUCGUGUCACGCCACCAACAUACGACGCUGCUCUCCGAAUCGCCAGAGCUUACCUCCCGCCGGAACCAACGACGGCAGAAGAUAGGGAAGGAGGAGGGUCAGCGCCAAUCGAACACGUAGCUAGUUAGCUAGCCAGGAACAAGCCAGAUCACCCUGGCCUAGACUGAUAGCAUAGCUAAGAAGCAACCAAACCAGCACCCGGACCCGCGCGAAAAAAAAGGUCAAAAUGUCAGGCGAGGGCCCCGAAAGCGUCCCGACAUCCGCAGACCCGCGCUCCAAGCGUCCCACCAAGAAGCGCGCCCUAACGCCCGUCUCAGCCCAAGCCCACGUCGUAGAAGCGCUCUUCUCCAAGCCCGACCAAGAGAUCCGGAUCCCCGACGCGUCCGUCGCGUCGCGCAAGCGGGACCUGCCCCCCCCUCCCGAGAUCGUGACCAACGUGCAAGGGUCAAGCGCGGGAGCCGGCUCGGGCGAGUUCCACGUGUACAAGGCGAGCCGGCGGCGCGAGUACGAGCGGCUGCGGCGCAUGGACGAGGAGGUGUCGCAGGAGAAGGCCAAGGAGGAGUUUGAGAAGAGCAGGGAGGAGAGGGAGAAGCGCGACGACGAGAAGACUAGGAGGAAUAGGGAGAAGCGCGAGAAGGCCAAGGCGAGGAAGGCUAAGGUUAAGAAUGGUGGUGGUGGUGGUGGUUGGGGUGGGGGUGGUGCGGCGGAAAAGGGAGAUGGUGGUAAUAAACCUACUGUGACUACCACGCCGUCGUCAAAAGGUGUCAAGGCCAGGGCUGAUGCGAAGAAGGAUGACGUGGUAGAGACGGAGAAGAAGACGAGUGGUGAGACGCCCACGAAAGGGGAUGACGAUGCGCCGGUAGAGGAGCCGAAGGGCAUCGUUAUCGAGGAAGAUUGAGGAGGAAUAAGGUGUGAGGGAUUGGAAUUAAUAUAUACCUAGAUACCCAACCAAUCAAUAAUCUCAAGUGAGAAAAGGAGGUAAAAAGUUAGAGGAAAGCUCUGCGUUGCUUCAACAAUUAGCAUCACACGACCUACGCAUACCAGUAUAAUUGUAUUCUAGCAUUGUAGCAUCACUUGUAAUGAUCAAAAAUCAAAAUAAGAUAAUAAUCCUCCGGUAUCAUGAUUGGUAUCGAAUUGAUAA